Paramuricea clavata is the source of this 8061-nucleotide messenger RNA. Lineage: Eukaryota; Metazoa; Cnidaria; Anthozoa; Malacalcyonacea; Plexauridae. The record is from the annotation of a GenBank genome assembly.
AUGUUGUCAUACUGCCAAGAUCUGCAUUCAUGUCGUCGUUCAUUGAUUGGUCAACAUUUUGGUGAAGAAUGGAAGGAGGAAGAAUGUAAAGGGAUGUGUGAUAACUGUCAGAGAACAGAUAAUGGUGAGUGUCAUGGUCAAACGAGCUGAGAAAACUCCGCGGAAAAAUGUCUGCGCAUGCGUAUGCCUGACUGAAAUUUUCUUUGCGAACGAAUGUUGUUGAAGACUAACAAUUAGACUUGGUUCAAGUCCGUCUCAGGAGAAAAUUAGGGAGAGACGGACAUGGGACAUUUGCAGCAUUUCGAAUGUUACUUGGAAAAUUGGCGCGAAAAUUUGUUGUUGUUCUCAACUCGCCAGCCACUCCUCCGUAGGAAAAAUCCGACGUUAAAAUUUGGCACGCUUGCAGGGUAUCCAAGUCCGUCUCUCCCUACUCUUCUCUCAUAUUUUCGCGCCUUUUUUGAACGGUCGCGUGCAUCGCUAUUUUCAACCCCCUGAGCAGGGCCGCAGAGAGGUUGGCGGGGGCCCGGGGCAAAUUUUUUUUGGGGGGGCCCUUUUCAAAAAUUUUUCCGGACAACGACUCCCCCCCCCUCCCCCCGUCGCCAAAAACAUUUCGGUCAGUGUACCAUUUUAGCGGUAAAAAGAUUUUUCCCGGAGUGAAAAAUUUUCCGGACGAGUACGUUGCAGAUACUUUCGAGGGACUUUAUCUCAUUUUUCUAUGCCUAAUUUCGUUACUUAGCCCAAUAAAACAGAUAUCUUGUCCUUUGCGCGGAAAUAUUUAACACACAAAAAGGACUGGGGCCCAAUAAAAAUUUUUCAGGGGCCCCCAGCACCUCGGGGCCCGGGGCAAUUUCCCCCCCCCCCCCUCGGCGGCCCUGCCCCUGAGAGACGGACCUGAACCAAGUCUAACUAACAAUAUACGCGAGCAAGAAUUAAUUCCAUGCUUGUUUUCCUGAAAUUUCCAACGAAAUAAUAAAUGAGUCAACAUGAAAAGUAGAAAUAAUUAUAGUCUACAAGUGCGAGAAAGAUGGCAAGAAAAUGAGCCAAAAAUGGCUAAAAAAUGAGCCCCAGAUGACUGAUGAUAAGUGUUUGUGUAAAAUAAGUUUUUUUCACUGAACGAUGCAAGGAUAUUUUUCUUGGUUCAUAUGACCCACGGGAGUCAAUGACAGUUGGCAGUCAAACACAAGCGUUAGUUGAAUUUCUCGUCAACUCUCAUUCUCGUUCGGUUUUACUUUCAAUUUGGCCUUGCGCCUCCAGUUAUCAUCUCGACUUUCGGACAUCGCAAAUUUUCUUCUCCCCACAGAAAAAAACGGCUGUGCAAGCUAGUUUUUAUCUCUUUUACUUCGAUUGCAGUUGUAAGGUUUCACAAAGCGAAAAAAUCUUUCCAUUUGACACUUGGAGUAUAGCAAUACAACCUGAUCGCUCGUGUUCGUGCUAGCCUUGCUUUACGCUGCUCUUGUCGUCAGGGCUCGAAAUAGCGGGCUGCCUGCCUGCCAAUGGCCAAAAGCAGCCAUAUUUUAGAGAUGGGAGGCAAAAACAAAUUUAAACUUCAAAAGUAAAAAAAAAUCCUAGAUAUAUUUCAUUUCAUUUGCUUACCACAACUGAAAUACUAGAUAUUUAGUUGACUAAAUACGUUUAUAUUUGAAAUGUAAAUCCAAGUUUACUGCAUUUAGUAAAUUAGACAAGUUUAUAAAAACAAUAAAAAUGCAUAUCAUGAAAACAUUGAUUUUUACAAUGACUCAUAUGAGACAUCCCAGUUCAAUGAAUAAAAUGGUAGUUCAAUGAACAAAAUGGUAGGCUAAAAUUUAUUUCACCUGCCAAAAAAUUUUAGACUGCAUGGCAGGCCAUAUUUUUUCUGAACUUCGAGCCCUGCUUGUCAUGAUUCUUUAUUUAGAUAACUGUGUUCCUGUGAAAAAGAAUUUAACGAAGGAAGCACAAAACGUUUUAAAGAUCUUACAAAAUGCCCAAGAAAUUGCAGAACGAGUUACUAUGAUCAAGUUACUGGAAGCCUGGAAUGGGAAAGGGAAUAAAAAAUUACGUGUGAAAGACCUACCUGCGCCCACUAUCACGUCAGUUGAUUGUCAGCGGUUUCUCAUUCACUUGAUACUUGAUGGUAUAUUAAGUGAAGAUUUUCAUUUCACGCCUUUUUCAACGAUAUCAUAUCUCGUACCAGGACUCCGCACAAACAAUGUUCAGGCGGGGAAAAUAUCAGUGUCUAUGGUGUUAUCCAAUCAAACCUCAAUUCAGGUAGGCUGAAUGUUUCAGAAAGCUACUAUCGGGCUAUUUGAUAAUUCAUCGAGUACAUUUUGAAUUAAAAUUGCAACCAAAUUAUUACUACAAUUCGCAAAACAGCUAUUGUCCAAGUGGCUGUUUAUUUUGAAGAAAAGCUAAGUUGUUGAAGAAAUCAGAAGGCCCAUAUUCAGAUGAAUUUCUUACAAAAGUUUCGGAAUUUUGAUUCACUAAUUUACAUAAGUUACAUUGAUAGACAAAUUUGGCACACAAUGUUUAUUAUGCACAGUUCACAACUAUACAUAAUUCACAUGCCUAGUUACUAUAAUAAUUGUACUACAGUUUGCAGAAGCGUAUAAUAGAACGAUGGUAACUAAACUUUAGAAUUAUCUACAUGAAUAACUCUUAUCCGUAACUCUGACGCUUAAUUGACUUUGUUUUAUUCUAUGCUUAUAUAAACUAGAACAAUAAUAGUAACUGUUUAUCAAUGAUGUAAACAACGCUGUUAGGCAAAUUUACUGCCUAACUGGGUAGCAAUGAUGUAAGCAACUUUAGCCAAAUUUGCCUAUUGUCACCAAGCAUGUGACUACAAAUAGCCCAGCAAUUUUUCGAAUGCAGAAAGUAGCUCGAGUACGAAUAUAAUCUUAUCUGUCAAAAUACUAUGGUCUGGAAGCCCGGCAAACUGCAAAGCUAUACAAAACAGAAGACCUUGAUGAUGUUUGUGUUGUUACUCUGAGUGUAUAUCCACACCGGGCGAGCUUGAAAAAUAUACCCGGCCACGGUGGGAAUCGAACCUACUACCUUUGGAAUACUAGCCCAUUGCUCUGCCAACUGAGCUACGCGGUCAGGUCGGUUCGAGUAAGUGAUAUUUCGGAACAGAAUCUAGUUCCUUCGCAAACAUCAUAUUCACCUGACCGUACCUCACCGUGCACAAAUCCUUUGUCUCCAUUUAAUUAAAUAUUCAUCGUGGUUGCACGUUUCGUCUCAGCUAUCCCUACUGGACGUUCCUUCAAUAUACGAUAACACAAUGAGCUCAAUCAGCGUGACCAUGCACAAAUUAACAUAAACUCGGACAAAAACAUUACUCAAUGACUUCUGUUUAGUUUCCAGACCAUCAUAUCUUGAUAGACUAUGGUACGAAACAGAUGUUAAGUUUAUGAGUAUUCUGAAUAAUAAUUGGGACAUUUCUAGAAAUCGAUGACCGUAUCUAAAAAAGAAGUAUCGAAGAAACGAAACAGAGACAAAUCAAGCACGAGUGAUGUAAACAGCACUAUCAAAAGCAAAGGAAAGAAAGCCAGGGUUGAAGAAGUAAACAUUGCAGAAAGUGAUAGUGACUCUGAUUUGGAUUUCAAACUUUUAUCGUCAAAACAUCAUAAGAAGUUACAUAAUGAUUCAUCAACUUCUUCAGGUACUAAGCCUGUCGUGAUUAUCGAAUAACUUUUACUGACCUGGCAUCUAACGCUGAAAAUUCUAUUCAAACUCUUUAGAAGAUGAACGGCAAGAAUUAACCGGAAGCUAAAAAGCUAUUUUCCAGUUAGGCUGCGGUGUUUUACAUGUACAUACAAGUGUGGAAAGUUUAGGUCUUCUAAAUUUUAUAUAAGUUCAAAUUACCUCGACAACUACAUUUUAAAUCCUACACAAGACUAAACGUUGUGUUUUUUCGGAUUCAUUUAAUUAUUUCAUAAGAAACCUUUAAAAGAAUUUAAACUUUUCCAUGCACGUAUGUAAAAGGCUUAUCCUGGAAGCAGCCUUAAGAUUUAUGUGUUCAAGAAUAGAGUUACAGAAUAGAGAAUAAAUUUUUGCGCCAGUUUCACAUGAUCGAUAAAACAAAUUUCGUCUUGUCAAAUUGUUCGUUUGUUUUCCCAUUUUUAUUUGAAUCUUUGAAAACAUAUUUUAUACCAUGUAAAAACGGAUUGGUUGUUGAAAUAACCAAUUUGAACUGGUUGUCUAAGAUGCAUUUUCUUUUCACCAGUAUUAUUUUGUCAGCCGAAAAAUUGGUUGAAAUAACCCAAUUUUGGUUGUUUUAACAACAAUUAUAGAGUAUUGGUCAAAUAAGUACAUCUUAGACAACCAAUAUAUUUUGGUUAUUUCACCAAUCUGUUUUUACAAUAUUCUUGGGCUUCAAUAACGUGAUAUUUUGGCAUAAUUUGACGUACUCAGGUGGGGCCAAUAUUGAACUGAGGUCAACUACAACAACAAAAAAACGAAAUGGCUCCUCCUACUAUUAUAAAGACACAUAUAAAACAAUAUGAACCAUAUAAAAAUUAUCCUUUACCGUUGAAACAGACCCUUGACGCCCACGUGACGUUAUAUGAAACCCAAGAAUGCCUUUAUGGCUUUUGGAUAGAACGAGAUUAAAGAAAUACCAAAUGGUUUUCCGUGCAUGCAGGAUAGCGUCAUCAAUGCACGAAAAGCGUAAAAAAGUACGAGGGUUUGCGGAACGAGUGUGAUUUAAGCAUUUUGAUAUAAUUAUUAACACUUUAAACUUACAAUUUGAGGCUUAUUUUGUCCCAAACAAGACGCUCUAUGGAGCGCUAACUCGCUGGGGCUAUACCAUUGGGCUAUACAAAUGAAAACUAAAUUUUGUCACCAUAUUUGGUAGUCACUACAGAAAAUAGGUACGCAGUGCGUACAUGUUGCAUGCCAUCGAAAGCUAGCCUGAAAACAGACCUACGUUUAGCCCGCCCUAAAAUUCGUGGGUUGACGGAUCAGUCGACCCGCGAAUUUUAGGGCGGGCGAAACGUAGGUCUGUUUUCAGGCUAAUCAAAACCAUGAAACCUUAUGACACAGAAUACUAUACAGAAGUCCAUUUCCAUUGUUUUUUGCGUAAGCGCUAUUCGUCAUGAUUCGUCACUCAGCAAGUACCGUAAACAGAAGCAGUCACCCCCUGGUUAUGAUGCACUAGCGUUUAUAACUGUUGGUACAACUGGCCUGAAAGUUAAAAUAUUGAUUCAAUAAGUUUAAUAUCAAUAUAUUUAUUGAAAAAUAGCUAUUUAUGUCAAAAUAAGAAAACUUUAGAUUCUCACGCGAAUAGGCAAUGUUUUUAUGAGCGACUGUUCAACGUUAGUUGCAGGCGACGGUAAUAUAAACAAGGUCAAGGUUUUAUCGAAAGCGAUUGACUGUUAGAUUUCCUUCACUAUUUUAUAACUAAACUAGAAUUACAAAUUGUAAGUGAAAUGCUGCGAGCAAAUACUGGAAGUUCCUGUGUCUUCCCCAGUCGUCUCUUGGGUAGUUGGGCGGUCUUCAGGAUAGUAAUGAGGGCCACUAAUGAGGGCCACUAAUGAGGGCCACUAAUGAGGGCCACUAAUGAGGGCCACUGAGAGGGCCACUGCAGGGCUGCAAAUAAAUAUUUGACUUCACAGGACAUUUGUCCGAUCACUUUUAAUUUUGGUCGGACAUAACUUGAAUUUGGUCGGACAAAAACCAACAUCACUAAAUUUGGUCGGACAUAUUGACCUUUGACCUGACGAACUUCUCUGGUUUCAUCUUGGAGAUUUCCCUUGCCAAGUUAGUUCAAUGAAUUUAAUAACCCACCGACGCUCGUUCACUUCAGUCUCUAAUUGGCUGUUGCUUCUCGCUGUAACUUUUUGGUUGUUUUCAAGACCUAAACCAAUACUAGACUCUCAGACGUCGUCAUCAACGCAGCAGAACGCCACUAUCUCUUCGGAACUUGCAUCAAUAUCUGGCAGAUUAAGUUAUAUUUGGAUUUCAACGCGUGAUAGUAUUUUAAGGAAAUGCUCGUUAUCCAGCAACUAUCGUUAUGGCCUAUUAUUUCAAAUUAAUAAUAAUAAUUUACACCUACUCCUAUGGAUCUUAUUAUCAGGAGACGUAGCUAUCAAUCCAGGUCCUAGUAAUGAACAUGUUCUUCGGUGUCUAUCCUUCAAUGCUCAGAGUAUUCGAAGUAACACCAAAUUACCCGACGGGACUUCCUUUAACAACUUGAACUCCUUCCAAGACCUGGUUUACGCAGAUAAUCUUGAUUUAAUUUUGGUAACGGAGACAUGGCUCAAUCAGAAUUUCAUGAACAAUGAGUUACUUCCGAAAGGUUAUCACGUCAUAAGGAAAGAUCGAGCGCCUGACAAACGCGGUGGCGGGGUGUUAAUAGCGCUACGUGAGGACAUUCCGUAUAAUAGGUUAAUUGCAAGUAAUAAUAAACCAGACUGGUCUGAUAGUUUAGAGAUUAUUGCCCUCGAAUUGGAAUUGAUAAACUCCAAGAAAUGUCUUGUGUGUGUUUGUUACCGACCACCUAGUUGUAACCUAGUUGAAUGGCUCCAUUUGUUCACGGCAUUUUUGGAUGAAACCACCCACUACGACAAAGUUUUAAUCUCUGGUGAUUUUAACUUCCCCGAUCUAACUUGGAACUCGAACUUUGUGCCUGUUAUUUCAGAAAGAACUAUUUCCGCUGGGUCUUCUGAAUUCAGAGAACUAAGUUAUGAUUUUUUCUUACAUCAAGUGAACAUGUAUCCGACCAGAGUUAACAACAUUUUGGAUCUUGUGCUAACAACCACUCCUGGCAACAUUGUUAAUUUGUCGUGUGUUUCAGCCAACACAAUGGACCUCUCUAGUGACCACCACCUAAUGUUCUUCGACUUUUUACUACAUGUAAAAUUAACAGGACUUGACAGGAGAACUGUGUUCAACUUUCACUUGGCUGACUGGAAUGGGCCACAAAGAGCACUUGAUCAGUAUGAUUUAUCACCUAGUAAGUCCACUGAUAUCAACACUGAUUGGGAGCAAUGGAAAGAUUUUUUCCUCAGUGUUGCUGCUGAGCAUAUCCCACUCAAAACAUUUAAGCGGCGUAACACUCCUCCGUGGUUUGAUGGUGAAGUGAGGCGUCUUCUCUCAAAAAAGGACUCGUGCAGGAGAAAAGCUAAACGUACGUCGUGUCCUAGACUCUGGGAAAAAUUCCGUAUACUUCGACGAUCAGCUAAGUCUUUAGUUAGAGCCAAACGUACGCAGUACUUUCACUCUCUUCCAUCAUUGUUAAGGUCAAACAGCAAAAAGUUCUGGUCAGUGUUUAAAUCCACUUCUAAACACUCGAACAUUCCUGGAAAAAUGACAUGGACUCGACAGGACUCUUCUUCCACAACAGCUGAGACUCCAAUCGACAUAGCCAACCUGUUAAAUCGUUAUUUCUACUCUGUGUUUAAUCCGUCAUGCGAUUCCACUCAUGGCCUUCCCAUUCCUGUCGACGAUGAUUCGAUUAAUCUGACAACCAUCGCAGAUCUUGAGUUAACUGAAGGAGAAGUAUGCUCUGUACUAAGAACUCUCGACGUUGACAAAGCGACUGGUCCUGACAAAAUACCGGCGGUAUUGCUAAAAAACUGCGCCGCUAGCGUCAGUCCAUCUUUAUGUGAACUUUUCAACAAGAGUUUAUCUUGUGGAAAACUGCCGCGGGAGUGGAAACUGUCCAAUAUUAGUCCAAUUCCAAAGAAAAAUCCUUCACAUGAAGUCUCUAGACCAAUAUCACUUUUGUCUUUGGUCUCAAAGGUGUUUGAACGUUGUAUCUACAACAGAAUAAUUGACCACCUCUCAAAUCAACUUUAUAGUCUACAAUACGGUUUUCAAAGCGGCAAGUCUACAACAUCACAAAGAGCUCAAGUUGACACUGUCUAUCUUGAUUUCGCGAAAGCUUUUGAUAAAGUCAGUCAUGAUCUCUUACUCGUGAAGCUUCACAACUUUGGCAUCAGAGGAAAUCUUCUUCGCUGGUUCGGGGACUAUCUUUCUGGGCGAUUACAGAGAGUUACUGUUCUUGGUGUAACAUCUGAACCACUUCCAGUGCUAUCUGGAGUUCCUCAGGGAUCAAUCCUUGGACCACUCCUUUUCCUUAUUUAU